Molecule: messenger RNA, 1017 nt
Organism: Symbiodinium natans
Lineage: Eukaryota; Dinophyceae; Suessiales; Symbiodiniaceae
Source: the annotation of a GenBank genome assembly
AUGUCUGCGAAGGUGGAGGCUGGAAACAGGCUUGCGAGAUGGGCCAUUCACAUGAUCCGGCUCUGUUCGCAACACGGAGAUGAGGUCGAGAUGGGCGCCUUUGUGGCUGGCGACGUACCCUUUGCCACUUUAAAGGCCACCCAGAAGGAAGUGGAUACAUUCGUGGAGGUGGCCGCCAGGGGCAAGGUGGAGGAGGCUGAGAGGAUCCUCCAGCUGCCCCAGAAUCCCGACAAAGUCGAGUCUUCAGGCAUCUUCACGCCAUUGCUCGAAGCGUCACGCCUCGGCCAUGUGGAGAUGGUUCGCCUGCUGCUCGAGGCGGGAGCGAACAAGAACCUCGGCCUCGUGAAUGGCACGCCCUUGGCCGUGGCGGCUCGACAAGGACACCAGGAGGUGGUCCGCGUGCUGCUCAAGGCCGGCGCGUGGGUAGACGAGGCCUCUGCGGGCUUCCCGCCCCUCUUCCUGGCGGCAGCAGCCAACCAGGCACCUAUCGUGCGUCAGCUUCUGAAGGCGCGCGCAGACAAAGACAUGAAAACCGCCAACGGCAAUGCCCUUGGCGCUGCGUCGAGCUUGGGACACACCGAGGUGGUCCGCGCGCUCAUUGAGGCCGGAGCUGUGACGCCCAAGGGCCUCACGGACUCGAACAUGCUCUUCAUCGUGGCCUUCAAAGGCCACCUUGACGUGAUGCGGCUGCUCAUGGAGAACCGGAUUGAAAGGGAUCGCCCUGUGAGCAAGAGAGAUCACCUUGCAAUGGCGACCACUUUGUUCGCCAACGGCAAUCGCCUCUUCGCGAUGUGGAUCAUCAUGCCUGCUUGCACGCUGAGCUCCGUCUCCGACGAUGGAUCCGGGACCCUGUGGAAGAAGAUCCUACUGGCAGGCGCCGUGGUUCUGAGCAUCGUGGCACUCUUGAUGCUCGGUGGACCGGAUGUGCAGAAGGAGAUCCGGGGCAAAUGGGCGGCCUUCUUCGAGUGGAAGUACCUCUGCCUGUGCUACAUCCGGCAUUACAUCAUGAAGUACUAG